Triticum turgidum subsp. durum (durum wheat) is the source of this 1170-nucleotide messenger RNA. Lineage: Eukaryota; Viridiplantae; Streptophyta; Magnoliopsida; Poales; Poaceae. The record is from the annotation of a GenBank genome assembly.
AUGACUCGAUCAAGGCCGACGACCACCACCACCAUGGGGGGAUCAGUACCAGACCACCACCACCACCAGCACGACGGGGAGGUGGACGGCGGGCAGCUGCAGCACGGCGAGCACGUGGAGACGGUGAUGCCCGGGUUCCGUUUCCACCCGACGGAGGAGGAGCUGAUCGAGUUCUACCUCCGUCGCAAGGUGGACGGCAAGCGCUUCAACAUCGACCUCAUCGCCUCCGUCGAUCUCUACCGCUACGACCCAUGGGAUCUCCCCGCACUGGCGUCGAUCGGGGACAAGGAGUGGUUCUUCUACGUGCCUCGGGACCGCAAGUACCGGAACGGCGACCGGCCGAACCGGGUGACGCCGUCAGGGUACUGGAAGGCCACGGGGGCGGACAGGAUGGUGAAAGUCGUGGAGGGCAACCGCUCCAUCGGCCUCAAGAAGACGCUCGUCUUCUACGUGGGCAAGGCACCCAAAGGCCUUCGCAGCAGCUGGAUCAUGAACGAGUACCGCCUGCCACACGGUGAAACCGAACGGUACCAAAAGGAAAUUUCGCUCUGCCGGGUCUAUAAACGCCCAGGGAUUGACGACAACUUCCACCUCACUGGGACAACAACAAGAUCGUCUGGCUCCAGAGCGGCGGCAACGAGGCACAGUACAGCAGCACACCGGACGUCAGUGGCAACUCACCGCCAGCAGCCGCCAGUGUUUGUCGAGGGCGGCGGUCACCACUCAUCAUCUGCUCUCAAGGCGUACAACGCGCACACGACCCAAGGAACAAAUGCAGCCAGCACCAUGACAUCACUGUCGGCAGCAGGGGCGACGCCGCCGGCGAUGUUCCGGUCGGCGGCCUCUGUAGCCUCGCUGAGCUCCACGACCUCGACAGAGGAGGAUGGCACGUCGCUCUACCACCACCACCUCAAAGGACACAACAACCCAGCAGUAAUGCAACUGCAUUCUUCCACGCACGCCACGCUGCUCAACACCAAUUCCUCGGCAAUGGCGACCAUCCCGAUCGAGGAGCUGAGUCGGGCGAUUGGGUCCUACAGCCAAGCUUCAAACCCUAACCACCCCACGGCGCCACUGCAAGGCCCAUUGCUUAACUUCCCUAGCUUGGAGAAGAUCUGGGACUGGAACCCUCUCCUAGAAUCUCCAAAGGUUUGCACAAGCUUCAAGUAA